This is a messenger RNA of Arabidopsis thaliana (thale cress), 1802 nucleotides long. Its product is annotated as DEA(D/H)-box RNA helicase family protein. The transcript has 5 exons. Gene Ontology annotation, cellular component: nucleolus. The record is from RefSeq and is marked reviewed. The coding region runs from base 289 to 1128 and encodes 279 amino acids. Gene Ontology annotation, molecular function: RNA helicase activity; mRNA binding; ATP binding. Lineage: Eukaryota; Viridiplantae; Streptophyta; Magnoliopsida; Brassicales; Brassicaceae.
GUUAUGUCUCCGGUGUAAUUUCGACGGCGGAUUUCGUCGAUUACAGUCGUCGCCACCGUAUAUUAAUACACAUUUGGAAGCUCAAAUAAUGGGCUUCUUGCUUGAAGCCCAUUGACGUCGGUACUAUUGUAUUUGCAAUGAUUUUAAACGUCGUCGUACAAGUAAUAAAUCAGAACCCCUAAAACCCUUUUCAUCUCUCCGGACACUUCUUCUCCCGACACUUUCCUCUUCAAAUCCCAAACGGCUAUCUGACUUUGGAAGAAAGAGAGAUUCAGAGUGGAGAAUAUUAUGGAAGGAACUUUAGAUGAAGAGAAUCUAGUCUUCGAAACCACCAAAGGUAUCAAACCAAUCAAGAGUUUCGAUGACAUGGGGAUGAAUGAUAAAGUUCUUCGCGGCGUUUAUGACUACGGUUACAAGAAACCAUCUGAGAUUCAGCAGAGAGCUUUGGUUCCGAUUCUCAAAGGACGAGACGUCAUAGCUCAGGCUCAGUCCGGUACUGGUAAAACCUCUAUGAUUGCUAUCUCCGUUUGCCAAAUCGUCAACAUAUCCUCCAGAAAGGUUCAAGUCUUGGUGUUGUCUCCAUCAAGAGAGCUGGCUUCACAAACAGAGAAGACUAUACAGGCUAUUGGGGCACAUACCAAUAUUCAGGCGCAUGCUUGCAUUGGUGGUAAGAGCAUCGGUGAAGAUAUCAAGAAGCUAGAGCGUGGUGUCCACGCUGUGUCUGGGACACCUGGUCGAGUUUACGAUAUGAUAAAGAGAGGAAGCUUACAAACUAAAGCUGUUAAACUUUUGGUUCUGGAUGAAUCAGAUGAAAUGCUGAGUAAAGGUUUGAAAGACCAGAUUUAUGACGUUUACAGAGCUCUUCCACACGAUAUUCAGGUUUGCUUGAUUUCUGCUACUCUUCCUCAAGAGAUUUUGGAGAUGACAGAAAAGUUUAUGACAGAUCCUGUGAGGAUUCUUGUGAAGCCUGAUGAAUUGACUCUUGAAGGAAUCAAACAAUACUAUGUUGAUGUUGAUAAAGAAGAGUGGAAAUUCGAUACUCUUUGCGAUCUUUAUGGAAGACUUACUAUUAACCAAGCUAUUAUCUUCUGCAACACAAGACAAAAGGUAAAAGACUCUUGUUCUUAAGCUCUGGUCCCUCCACUUUUGUCGAUAAUAUUAUACCUUUGAUCUGCGUUUUUUAUAUAUAUGAAAGGUUGAUUGGCUUACUGAGAAGAUGAGGAGUAGCAAUUUCAUAGUCUCAUCAAUGCAUGGAGACAAACGUCAAAAGGAGAGAGAUGAUAUCAUGAACCAGUUUCGGUCAUUUAAAAGCCGUGUUUUAAUCGCCUCAGAUGUAUGGGCACGAGGGAUCGACGUUCAAACUGUUUCUCAUGUCAUCAAUUAUGAUAUACCCAACAACCCGGAGCUAUACAUUCAUCGUAUAGGACGAGCUGGUCGUUUUGGUCGUGAAGGUGUUGCCAUUAACUUUGUAAAAUCUUCGGAUAUGAAAGAUCUUAAGGAUAUUGAGCGACAUUACGGUACUAAAAUCCGCGAGAUGCCAGCUGAUCUUGUCUAAAGAUGUUGUUUCCUUGAAGCUGAAGUUAUAGAAUCGGUUUUGAAAGAAGUUUUGUUCUUCAACUAUCCAUUGGUUUAGACUUAGGCACAAGCUCUUUGAAAAUGUAUACCUCACUUCAGUCAUUUCUUUUGUACCAACCAAAAUAAUAUUAUUGUAGCUAUUUUAUUUUCUGAAAAUCAACAAAUUGUGUUUGGCUAAAGGCUUCGUGAUGAAUCCAAAAUUGUUCUCAUUUAGAAAUUGUAUGAUG